AUGUUAGGGAUCCGCUGCCACCUCGUGGCCUCCGCCUGGAGGUGGUGGGCGAUUCUAUUGCCGCUGGAGCGGCAGCUGAGGAGCAAGUAUCCUCAAGCAAUGGUACUUUGCAUUGUGCCUCUCUUGUACAGCUGUUCUCAAGAGUCCAAAUGGCAGACAAUGCUUGAAAGCCUCACAGAAGCUGUCAAGGGCCUUGAGGACAAGAAGGUGCGCCUUCAAUUCACAGGACCCCCUGACGCACCCUGGCUGGAUUGUAAUGCGGACUUCACCGACGGCAUCCACCUCACUGCCUUGGGUCACCUUAAGUUUGCCGCGGAGCUGGUUCCAAGUCGGCAUGCAGUGAAAGUGGCCAUGAACGAGAAGAAGAAAGGGUGCCGGACUGAGAGGAGUGUGAAACACAUGGAGUUCGGGACGCCCUAUGACUUACCCGCGUCGUCAUGUGGCCGGGAGGCAACAGAGGUGGGAUUCAUGUACUUCUCGCCCGAGGAGGUGAAGAACCUCAGCGCUGUGGAGAUCAACGACCUCUCCACCAACGACGAGUGGGGAGCGCCAAUUAGUGGCGGGCUACACUCGCUGGAAAUGGGACCUUUGAAGGACUUCAGGAACUGCAGCAUGGUGUGCCAGACAUGUGGUCUGGACCAGGACUGUCCAGGCCACAUGGGGCACAUUGAGCUAUCCAGCCCGCUAUACAACCCGUUCCUGAUCGCGCCUUUGCUGAAGCUGCUGAGACAGACGUGCCUCAACUGCCACAAGUUCAAGUGCCACGAGGCCGUGACUGCUGCGCUUGUACUACACCUGCAAGGGUUGCUACCUGGCGAUCUACCAGCACCACCUGCUCCGGCAAUGAAGUCAAGGUCUGCCUUCCUGAGCGAUGCUGCCCACUCCGAGAGCAUGACUUUGGUGAUUGAAGAGAUUACCAAAGAAGGCGUGUCGAUGAAGAGGGAGAUUCUUCCAGAGCGUGAUGUGAAGGAAACGGGGCAGGCUAUUGAUUCGCUCAUCAAAAAGCUGGAUUCUGCACGGGAGAAGGCACAGAAAGCGGAUGCAAAGACGCCGAGCGGAGCAGGACGACAGAACUCUGCUUCCAUAGAAGCACUGCGAGCAGUCAUUGCCAGCUUCUUUGCUGAAAUGCCGAAUUCCUGCGCACGCUGCAAGGCGCAUGCGAAAUGGCGAAAGGAGGGCUACGAGGCUCUUUUUGUCAAGCCUGACAAGAAAUCCAAGGAGCUCUUGGCAUUGCCUCAAUAUGCCAGGGAUUUGUUGACGGAUCUGUGGAAGAACGAGGCAGCUGCAUUGAGGUACCUGGUUCCUGCAGCCAGGGGAAUUGGCCCUGAGGUCUUCUUCUUGGAGCGCCUUUUGGUCCCCCCCAACCGCUUUCGCCCGCCAAAGCAAGGAGACGUGAACCCAGCCAUGCUGCAGUUGCACCGGCAUACGAAGCACCUGAAGAGCAUCAUGCUUGCCAAUCAGCAGGUCAGAAAUGCGAUGAAGCCUGACCGACUGGAGGAAGUGGCCCAACCGCUGGAGCUACAUCAAGCCGUGGGUGCUUUGCAGCAAGCAGUCAACUCUUUCAUGGACAAAAUGAAGAGUGGGAAGAAUCCAAAGCUUGUAGAUGAUGGAAUUCGGCAGCUGCUGGAAAAGAAGGAAGGCUUGUUCAGAAUGAAGAUGAUGGGAAAGCGCGUUAAUUUUGCUGCGCGCUCCGUCAUCUCGCCUGACCCGAAUAUCGAGCCCUCCGAGAUCGGUGUGCCUCAGGAUAUUGCUUCCGAGCUGGUCUAUCCAGAGGUCGCUACGCAGUACAAUGCUGAAUGGCUCCGGGACCUUGUGGAACGUGGUGCACGCUAUCCAGGAGCCCUGGAGGUGCAUGCUCCACGAGCAGACGGCGGCAAAAUUAUCACCAAUUUGAAAGUAAAGACGAAGGCUGAAAGAAAGGCGCUUGCAAAGAACCUCAUCACAGACAUCAGGAGUGGGAAACCCCCGUGGACGGUCUUCCGACAGCUGCAAGAUGGUGAUCCGCUUCUGGUCAACCGGCAACCAACACUUCACAAGCCGGGCAUCAUGGCGCACAUGGUCAAGGUGCUUCGUCGAGAGCGAACGAUCCGUUUGCACUAUGUGAAUUGUAACACCUACAACGCAGACUUUGAUGGCGACGAGAUGAAUCUUCAUGCUCCCCAGGACCCCAUCAGCCGCAUGGAGGCUCUUGCCAUUGCCAGAGCGGACUUCCAGUACUUGGUGCCAACCUCAGGAAAGCCGCUGCGAGGUUUGAUCCAGGACCACGUCAUCGCAGGGACUAUGCUGACGAAGCGCGACAGCUUCUACACACGACCGGAGGUGUGUUUGCUUCUCUAUACCGGCCUUCGACAUGCGUUGGAGCCAUCCAAGCCGAAGCCGAAGGCGAGAAAGGCAAGUGGUGGUGACGAUGCGCAGGAAUGGGAAGACGAUGAAGAUGAUGAGGAGAAGCAGGGCAAGGACGAGGAGGACCGGGAUCCCUUUGAGGACAAGCCGUGGCACCGGCCCAAACUGAAUGUUGUGGAUCAGCGCAUGAAAAUCACGCUGGAUCCGCCGGCCAUGCUUCGGCCUGUCCCAAUGUGGUCAGGAAAACAGGUGCUUGGGAUGCUGCUGAAGCAUCUCAUCAAGAUUUGCUCUGAGGGCAAGGCAUGCGAGACUUCGGCUGGUAUCAACCUGGACGGUAAAAGCAAAACGCCAGGAGACAUUUGGAACGGUCGCCUGGAUGGGGACAAAGAGGAGGCUACCAUCGUUUUUCGGGGUUCGGAUCUUCUGCAGGGUGUUCUUGACAAAGCAUCUUUUGGUGCUGAAGCCGCCGGCAUAACGCACCUGUGUUUCGAGCUCAUGGGUGGCCGCCUUGCCAGUUUGUGGCUGUCGGGCAUCGCAAGGCUUUUCACGCUCUUGUUGCAAAUGCGCGGCUUCACGUGCGCCUACGAAGACCUGAUUCUAAGGCCUGAAACUGAUGAUGUCAGGACAGAGCUGGUCAAGAAAGCGCGAGAAGCUGCUGUUCAAGUGGCCGAGCAGUGGAUUCACAAGCAUGGCGCUGGCUCGCUGUUGCCCGAAAGGCCAACACUCGAGCAGUUGUCGGUGGCGUCCAAGGACUUGUUUCUGCAGAAGCAAAAAGUGGAGCAUCUUGAGGGGCUGGUAAUUGGCAAGAUGAAAGAGUUCUGGUCCGGUAUGAUUAACCAGUGUAUUCCUGUUGGUCAGCGGCUGCCUGUACCGCGUAACUGCUUUGCCUCGAUGGUGCAGACGGGUGCGAAAGGGUCCAAAGUGAACCAGUCACAGGUCAGCUGCUGCCUGGGCCAGCAGGAGCUCGAAGGAAGACUGCCACCCCUCAUGGGCACGCAGAGGUCACUGCCAUGUUUUGCGGUCAACGACCUGUCCAAUCGGACACGAGGCUACAUUGCUGACCGCUUCUUGACGGGCAUUCGACCGCAGGAGUUUUUCUUCCACUGCAUGGCUGGACGUGAAGGUCUUGUGGACACAGCCGUGAAAACGUCACGAUCAGGUUACCUGCAACGCUGUUUGGUGAAGCACCUGGAAACACUCAAGGUGGAGUAUGACCACACCGUCCGGGACGGAGAUGGAUCCAUUCUUCAGUUCCUUUACGGCGAGGACGGUGCAGACGUGACUCGGGCAACAUAUCUCUACAAGUUUGACGAGCUUUUGUCCAACUUUCACUUCCUUGACAAGCCGGCACGGAGCAAGAUGAAGACUAGCGCAGCCCGUGAUGGCAUUGUACUGGAUACUCAGUGUGCACCACUGUACCUGAAGGCCAAGCAGGCAGCAAAGGAUGGUGAUCUCCCAGUCGCAAUUGAGGCUAUAGAAGAGCUGCUCGAGAUGAGCAAUUCUCUCAAUGGUGCCGCCAUUCUUUCACUGCAGCAGCUUAGAAAGAAGCUGCGCGUGGCCAAGAAGCGACAGCUUCCGAUCUGUGAUUCCAUGUUCGAUCCAGUGACUGCCUUGUUUGGACCUGCGCACUAUUUCGGGUCCACCUCGGAGCUUCAUGAGGAGGCCUUGCAAGCCUUCAUGAAGAAGCGCUUAGAGAACGGUGCUAUGACCUCCAAGCAGGCCAAGCACUUUGCAACAGCCAUGCGGCUGAAGUUCCAGAGGACGCUUGCUGAGCCUGGAGAAGCUGUGGGCGUCAUUGCUGCUCAGAGCAUGGGUGAGCCCAGUACGCAGAUGACACUGAAUACGUUUCACUUGGCCGGUCACGGAGGUGCUGCUUUGAGAUCCAAGUUCUGCGUGUCAUGACAGCUCUGCACUGACAAGUCCAGCACGCGUG
This is a messenger RNA of Effrenium voratum, 4276 nucleotides long. Lineage: Eukaryota; Dinophyceae; Suessiales; Symbiodiniaceae. The record is from the annotation of a GenBank genome assembly.